AUGAGUUCGUUUGUUAAAUUCACUGCUAUACUCGGUGCUCAUGACCAAGGACCUCUCUGCUAUUUGUUAGAGAUUGACGAAGCAAAACUAUUGUUGGAUUGUGGAUGGUCUGAAUCCACGGAUCCUUCUCAACUGGCUGCUCUUGAAAAAGUAGCAAGACAAAUCGAUGCUCUUCUUCUCUCACAUGCAGAUCUGGAUCAUUUGGGUGCUUUCCCUUAUGCUGCAAAGCAUCUUGGUCUUACCUGUCCUGUUUUUGCUACUACUCCAGUGCAUGAUAUGGGACAGGCUUGUAUGCAUGAUCUAAUACAGGCUAAACUCAACCAGGAGGAAUUUCAUCUAUUUACCAAGGAUGAUAUUGAUACUGCCUUUGCCAAAACAACCAUUUUACGGUACUCUCAGCCAACUGUUUUGACUGGAAAAUGUCAAGGCAUUACAGUCUCUGCUUUUAGUGCUGGUCACACAAUUGGUGGUACCAUAUGGAAGAUUAAAAAGGAUACUGAAGAGAUUGUAUAUGCAGUAGAUUAUAAUCACCGAAAGGAACGGCAUUUAAAUGGUACAGUGCUUUUAAGCACUGAUACACUGAUACGACCUACUCUUUUAAUCACUGACGCAUUCAACACUCUCAUGCCAGAUCCAGCACCACGAAAACAACGAGAUGCAGCUUUAAUUGAAUCUAUUGCAACGGUUUUGAGCGAGCAUGGAAACGUAUUGAUACCAAGCGAUAGUAGCACGCGCGUGCUUGAACUUCUCUACAUGCUCGAUCAGCAUUGGGCAUUCCAUCGCUACACAUACCACCUUGUAUUUCUCACAAAUCAAAGUCAAAAUGCCAUCAAUUUAGCAAAAAGUACACUAGAAUGGAUGGGUGAUGGUAUUGCACAAGCCUUUACCGCACGUGAACUUCCAUUUGAAUUCAAGUGCCUAAAAAUGAUUCAUUCCAUAGAUGAGUUGGAUAAUUUAAUGGGGCCAAAAGUGGUGCUGGCCUCGUUUCCUGGUAUGAUGACUGGGUUUUCGCAAGAUUUACUGAUUGAGUGGGGCAGUGAUCCAAGAAAUAUGAUCAUUCUUCCUGAUCGUGCUCAGCCAGGAACACUAGGUCGUAUGAUGUUUGAUGAUUGGUUUGAAUCAGCAAAAAUGGCUGAUAUGAACCUCAAAAAACAGGUUCCUUUGGUGGGCGACGAGCUUGAUGAGUAUAUGUCGAAAAAGCAAGCAGAAGAAGAGCAUGCUCGUCUUAUGCACAGUCACCAGCUGGGUCUAGAUGAUAGUUCAGAUAGUGACAUGAGCGAUACAGAAGAAGUAGCAAAACCUCAACCCAUGCAAUUCGAUAUUUAUGUCAAGGAUGUAAAUCGCUCUACUGGAUUUUUCAAACAAGCGCAAGCAUUUAAAAUGUACCCAGUGCAUGAACAUCGACCUCGUGUAGACGACUAUGGAGAGUUGAUUGAUUUGGACAUGUACGCCAAAUUAGAGCUUCAACAUAAUCUGGCCCCAAAUGAACCUGAAGAAAACGAGAAAGUAGUUGCUCCUGUUAAAAAGGUUGUGCCAUCCAAAUACGUGGUCGAGGAUAUAUUACUUUCGCUUAAAUGUAGAAUGCAAUAUAUUGAUUUUGAAGGCCGAUCGGAUGGAAAGUCUGUCAAGAACAUCAUUGCUCAAGUUGCUCCUCGUAAACUGUUGUUUGUGCAUGGUGACAAGGCAUCUACAAUGGCAUUUGCCGAGUACUGCCGUACAAACGAGUCUUUAACAAACGAAGUCUAUGAUCCAGUCCAAGGCGAAUGUGUCAACGUAUCUUCUGCAACGAACCUUUUCAGAGUGGUUCUUACUGACACGCUUAUGGACGAGUACAGUUUGUCGUAUAUCACUGGUGUGAUUAAACUCCAGGAUUCUGUCACGGGUGGUACAAGAGCGAUGCUCGAGGUAGUUCCAGUUGAAACCCAACUUACACGACAGCAUGUGAUGGUUGUAGGUGAAGCAAAGCUUUCCCAAGUGAGAAAAGUGCUUGAUUCACAAGGGUUUCGUACUGCAUUUGCCAGUGGGGUGCUUGUUGUGAAUGAAGGCAAGGCAUUGAUUAAGCGAUCUGGUACUGAUGGAUCACUUGCUUUGGAGGGAAGUAUUAGUCGAGAUUAUUACAAAAUUCGGGAAUUAUUAUAUAGCACUCUGGCCAUUCUUUAA
This is a messenger RNA of Batrachochytrium dendrobatidis JAM81, 2160 nucleotides long. RefSeq lists its product as uncharacterized. Gene Ontology annotation, molecular function: RNA binding. Bases 1 to 2160 code for a protein of 719 amino acids. NCBI's taxonomy places the organism in Eukaryota, Fungi, Chytridiomycota, Chytridiomycetes, Rhizophydiales. The transcript has 9 exons. Gene Ontology annotation, biological process: mRNA 3'-end processing by stem-loop binding and cleavage. The record is from RefSeq and is a predicted model, not a curated record. Gene Ontology annotation, cellular component: mRNA cleavage and polyadenylation specificity factor complex.